AUGAACGCCAACAAGCCGUCCUAUGCCCCUCUGCAGCGUCGCAGGCGGAGAUCUGACCAGAUUUCACCAUCCUCUCCCUCCUAUCCAAGACGACUUCUUGACCGUCCAAAUAGAUACAGCGAGGCGCUCAGUCCUAUCGACACGCCGUCCGCGACAGAUGAGUCGGACAGCCCUUCGCUCAGCCUAAACCUCACACUCACAUCUCCCCUCUACGACCGCUCUGCGUCCGUACCAUCCGUCCCUCCUUUUCUCAAAUCCCCUGCGGUCGAACCGAAACAUCAACAGAGAUCGUCCGAGGAAACUGGGCGCCACAGGCUUGGACCGCCUGACGAAGCUGCCCGCCCUGCGACAAGUGACGCGAUCGAGCGGAACAACGCUGUUCCCAUCUCCUAUGCAAAAUCCCCAGUGAUAGGAUCAGACUCCGCAUCUAAGCCGUCUGCUGUUCCGCCCUCUGUCCGUCUCGAUACUGGAGAGAGAAAGGUGCUUGACCCGCCCGUCAAGCUCGGAGACAAUGCGUUGUCUCCAAGCCUGAGAAACUACAGCUUUUCCACCCAAAUAUCAGACAAAUCUGUGCAUGAUGAAGCAGUUCCAGCGAAAGGACAUACGGGAAAAAAGAGCAGGCUGAAUCUGCUGAAUCCAAUGAGUUUAUUGGCCCGUCGCAGGUCUUCCCAGAAUCAGAGACUCGAGGAUGUUAAUCUCACGCUGUCGGUACCGGCCUUGCCAGAUAAUUUUGACCCAAGUAUCCGAGGAAAAGUUGUCCAUGACUUCUCUGUUCCACGAUCGCGAAGGCUUUAUUCUCACAACGACAUCAGCAGUGUAGAAUCUCCAGCGUUGCGUUCUGGGUACGGACCAGACCCCAGCAGAAGCAAUGAUUCACCCAAAUCCCGAUUGGUCCCAAAUGGACCACCAAGUAUGCCACACAGCCCGAUGUUCAAGGAACACUUUCAGGAUGACCGACCAGCAUUGCAACCCGAACGGACGGGUUACCUACACAAUAUUCAUACACUCACCAUGCCCAACGACCACCUAGAUGAGAGUAGCGUACCAGCAUUCGCCAGACGGCUACCGUCUGCUGUUCCACAAGCAGGGCCGGAUCCCAGGCCUGGAUUACACGAGGAAGGAAGCAAGCCAGCACCGCAGCGACCACCACCGGGAAAGGAGAAUCUACCGUUGCCCCCGAGAGGAGAGGCCUCCCCAGAAGCCUCCCCACCGCCUCCGACGCCUCCUCCGAAGAGUACACCGUCCCCAAAGUUUGAUAUUCCGCCACCGGCGGCGAUUCCAAAGCACAUGACCAGUACUUCCUCACGAUUUAGCUUUCAGAUCGGAGGGGGAGGAUCGUCAGCGCAAGAGAAGUUGCUCGAAGAGAAACAUAAACAACACGAGGCGAUCAAGAAGACCACUGUGCCGGAUGGAGACGAAGAGGACGAGUAUGCUGACUAUGACUUCGAUGCGGAUGACGGUCUAGAGGAAAUGAUCCCUGGAGUCAACGCAGACUUUGACGAAGAUGAUGGUUUCGGUAACGACAUUCCGGUAGGGAAUGCGCUUGUGGCUCGUUACGGUCCAUCAGAAACCGAAGAAUUGAUCGCGUCCGAUGUCAAGACCACGACUUUACAGCGACAAUCGCUACAAGGAUUCCACUUUACUCCUCAAUCCAUGACAUUUAGUCCCACGAGCACCAAUAAUGCGUCACAGCCUACUCCCCGCGACCACGAAGGCUUUGCUAUUGGGAUUGCCGACUCGAGAGAGUCUUUCCAAGAUGGAAAUCUAGAAUUUCCUCCGAACGACAGCGUCGUUGACGUUGAAAAGGUGCCGAUGCUCGGAGGGCUGGGCAUCACGACGGCCGAAAUACACGGCAGACGCUCUCAGCAGACCUCUCGUCCUCAAGGAGGGGUUUUUGAUGAUGAAGACCUAUAUUUUGACGAUGGCGAGUUCGAUCACAUCGAAUUGGAUCCUUCGGGAACAACUUUUGACGAACAACUAUUUGAUGACGAUACAGGCAGAAUCCGCGAUAUACCAGCUGAAAAUGCCCGAAAAUUCGAGGCAGCCAAACAAGCAGCGGGUCUGGACGGGGAAGUGAAGGCUGUCAACCAUUGGGAGGACGCCGUCGAAAAACUUUCAUUGAACCACAAUGAUCAUCAGAACAGUGUCAACGCAAACUCCGGAGAAGUUGUUCCGAAUAGCCACGGGAACUUCGGUCGUGGUGGCUCCAUCACCGGACUCACCGAAACGAAUCUCGCUGCGUAUCACGACGCUUUGGCGUUCGCAGCCAACCAAGCUGCUGCAAAUGGCAGAUUUGAUCGAAAGGUCAGCUUCAGUCAGAACUCAGAUGAUACUUCACAGUCGCCAUUUGAAAGCAGUCAGCAUGGAGUCGUCUCUGAAGAUAGCCGUAUCAGCUACAAUUUUGGCUCCGCCAUUGCUGAGGACGAUGGAUUUCCUUUCGACGAUGAUAUGGAUGACGAUCCCAUGAUUGCAGAGGCUAACGCCGAAGUCCUGGAGAACGACGACGAAGGGUAUUAUGGUCAAGAGUUUGGGUUUUAUGCUCGAUCCUACGGAAAAGGCAAUACAGAGCUUGUUAAUGGCGGCUACUUUGCGGACCGGGGAUCCAACGGGGUAAAGCGAAGUCACAGUGGGAAGGCCAAUUUCCAGGAACCCAGCUUGACGCCAAUCACCGAACGCAGUGAGUGGAGUACUCGCAACUCGGUGGUAUCAUUGGCGAUACCAGGGGGGAUGCCUGCUUCAGCCCAUUCGAUGCCCAGUCCCGGGAUUGCGGAGUUACUUCAACAACUUGACUCCCCGGGUUAUGAUGAUGAUAUGAGCUUUAGUGGACUGAUGAAGCUCAGAGGCAGAACAUUCGGAGGGAGCUCGUCGAGUAUCAGCAGCUCAGCAGCAGGGAAUCCGGCUAGUUCCCCACUUGCGCACGUUUCCAACCAUCAGUUCCCCCAUUCGGAUCUUAAUGCGAACCGGAUGGCAUCCUCAAUCCAUGGGCGGACGUCGCCAGCUGGAAUCCCUGAGUCGGAGGAAGAAGAUGAAGACUCUAAAAACCUCACAUUGACACAGAACACGCCGCGGAAGAAAAUGAGUGAGCCUGUGGUAGUAACGUCACAGGAGGAACUACCAUCGUCUCCGGUAUCUGCUGGGUUUGAAAGACGGAAAGGCCAUCACAGCCGGACCAGCAGUGGUGCGGAAAGCGUAAGCUAUGCUCGUGAUUUGGAUGGUGGAUGGGUUUUGGAGAGGAGAAGGACGGAUGAAGGGAGCGGAACUGAAGUUAUUGACCGCGAGUAUCUAGCUGGAGCUCGGAUCUGA
Molecule: messenger RNA, 3303 nt
Organism: Fonsecaea pedrosoi CBS 271.37
Lineage: Eukaryota; Fungi; Ascomycota; Eurotiomycetes; Chaetothyriales; Herpotrichiellaceae
Exons: 1
Coding region: 1-3303 (1100 amino acids)
Source: RefSeq, a predicted model, not a curated record